AUGGUUCUCUCCAGGUGUAUAACUUCUCAGAUGGAUAUGAUUGCGUGGAAAUCAUCUCAGGCGUUUGCUCAUAUCAUGAGUUUCAUAGAAGGCGUUAACGUUUAUGUUAGAGCAAAAACCAUAAACGAUCGUCAAACAAUGUCAGGCGUAGGUUGCGAUUUUCGCUUACUUGUACAGAACAUAUCGAAAGUAAUUGCGCUUUUAGAUCGUCUUGACGCUCAAGUUGAUCAAACGCCAUUGGAAGUGAGCCCUCAGCGUUAUGGAAACAGGGCUUUCGUCGAGUACUAUAUGUGGUUGAAUGAAAAUGCGCUCCAAAUACUUGUUGAAAAAUUAGACAUUGACCCAAAUACGGAGCAUCUUGAUGAAGUUGUUAAUUAUCUAACCGAAUCCGUGGGUAAUUUCGUGCGUAUUGAUUAUGGAACUGGUCAUGAGCUUUCCUUCAUCGCAUUUCUAAUAUCAUUAUUUAAAAUUGGGUAUUUGAAACAACCUCACAUGCCGAUUCGCACUCUUAAUACUGGUCCUUCCACUCAAUUAAACGACUACGCAGCAUCCGGGUUAUACAUACUCCCCGCUUAUCUCAAAUUAGUUCGACACUUGCAGACCUACUUCAGAAUGGAGCCAGCUGGUUCCCACGGUGUUUGGAGUUUGGAUGAUUUCCAGUUCGUCCCUUACAUUUGGGGUAGUAGUCAAUUAGUUGGCACGGGUCUUUACAAUCCGUCCGACAUCCCUAGUAGAGAAAUAGCUGAAAAAGAAGCCAAUUCCAAUUUGCUCUUCUCUUGUAUAAACUAUAUCUAUCAUGUGAAGAUUGGUCCCUUUGCCGAGCAUUCUAGCUGCCUGGAGAGCCUUAGCAGAGUGCCGAAUUGGGAGAAGGUCAACUCCGGAAUGAUUAAGAUGUACAAAGGAGAGGUUCUGGACAAAUUCCCAGUUGUUCAACACUUUCUCUUCGGUCAAUUACUCUCUUUUGAUUCCUCAUCUGCGGCCCAACAUCUUCCUGCAGCCUUCCCAUCCCCUCCUUUUAUUAAACCCGCUGGAGACCCCUAG
Rodentolepis nana is the source of this 1041-nucleotide messenger RNA. The record is from the annotation of a GenBank genome assembly. NCBI's taxonomy places the organism in Eukaryota, Metazoa, Platyhelminthes, Cestoda, Cyclophyllidea, Hymenolepididae.